AUGACCGAUAUCGUGGUCGCGCAGAUGAUCGGAACGCUCGGCUGCGGCUACGUAGCUGGCGGGAUGAUGGGCCUUUCCCUGGUUACCAUCCCUGUCCUCGUUAUCCCUGCACGUCAUCCAUCGACGGGUGCGCGCAAGACUUCGGGGACUUCCGCUGCACACCUCUCCCAUCAAUGGCUCAAUGCCUACAAUCGCGGAUUGUCAAUCUACCCCCCGACCGCAGCGGUCUCGUCCCUGGCAAAUGCCUAUCUUGCCUGGGUGCUGCGUGAUGCUCCCGCCCCGACUGCCGUCAACUAUAGUUGGGGCAGUAUCUAUGCCACGGCCGCAGUCAUCACGAUGGGAAUUAUGCCCUGGACGUUUCUUGUAAUGUGGCCCACCAAUACGAAGCUCAUGGCACAUGCUGCCCGUGAUGAUGCGGCGUUGGCUGAGGGGACCAAGGGGAUGGUGGUUAACGAGCAGGAGAAGGCGAAGCGAGCUCGGGAUGACCAAGAUGUGCCUGCGCUUGUAGAGAAGUGGGGAGAGCUGAACUUCUAUCGGUCCUUGUUUGUUGUGGCUGGGGCGGUGAUUGGGUUCUGUGGUGUUGUUUGGAUGGAAUGA
This is a messenger RNA of Penicillium cinerascens, 597 nucleotides long. RefSeq names its product anthrone oxygenase family protein. The record is from RefSeq and is a predicted model, not a curated record. Lineage: Eukaryota; Fungi; Ascomycota; Eurotiomycetes; Eurotiales; Aspergillaceae. Bases 1 to 597 code for a protein of 198 amino acids. The transcript has 2 exons.